Molecule: messenger RNA, 1037 nt
Organism: Trematomus bernacchii (emerald rockcod)
Lineage: Eukaryota; Metazoa; Chordata; Actinopteri; Perciformes; Nototheniidae
Product: visual pigment-like receptor peropsin
Exons: 8
Coding region: 1-975 (324 amino acids)
Biological process (GO): G protein-coupled receptor signaling pathway
Cellular component (GO): membrane
Molecular function (GO): G protein-coupled receptor activity
Source: RefSeq, a predicted model, not a curated record
AUGCGACCACUCAUAGCGAAACCGGAUGCUCAAGAAGAUGUGAGUGAGGGCUUGAAUGGGACUUUGAUGACGGAGCAGCCGUGGCUGGAGGCAAAGAGGUGGCUGCUGGUGGCUGUGCUGGGACUGGAGAUGACCAUGGGAAUUGUGGGAAACUGUCUGGUUCUGCUGGUCAAAGUCAUGUGCAGGGACCAGUUCUCCUGUCGUUACUGGCUUCCCUUCCUCAGUCUCACCUUGUCAGAUUUAGGAUGCUCCCUCCUUAUCAUCUCCGGCUCACUGGUAGCCAUCUUGACUGGAGGUCAGAGGUCGCCGUGGUGUGAAGUCGUCAGCCUGCUUAAAUUUGCCUUCAUCACCUCCUCUUUAGGGAGCAUAGCUAUUCUUUGUGUGCAACGACUGAUCGGCAUGGCCUCCACAGGAAGUGCUCUCUUUGUUGUCAUGGUGACAGCCUGCUUGGCUUCUUGGGUGACAGGGCUGGUGUUUGGGAGCGUGCCGGUGGUCUACGCCUGGAUCAGGUACGACCCCGCAGAGAUGCUGUGUGCUGUCUUCUGGGAGAACAGCUACUCAGACAUGUUGCUCUACAUCCUCUGUGCCUUCUCCCUCUGUAUCUUCCUCCCCUGCGUCCUCAUCUUCUUCUGCUCUCUUCUACUGAGUGCCAGCAGCUGCCACUCCAUCUGGAACAGUGAUGAUGCAGUAGACCUGUCUUCAGUCAGUCCUCUGCUGGUGUCCUUCUCCAUGCUCUGCUACACUCCCUUCUUUGUGUCUGAGCUGAUCCUGCUGGGCAGGAGAGACCUGUCACCGGCACCUGAUUGGUUAAGGACACUGUCCUCAGUGAUGUCAUACCUGGACUGUGGUCUGAACCCUCUUAUUUACUGCUCCCAUCAGGACUUUCGGGAGGCGGGCCUAGCCCUGCUGUGGACCAAUAGGAAACCAUCGUCAGAGCCUGUCCUCACAUCUAUCACCAAACGUGUAAAUGUGUGAGGGCCUCCACAUUGUUCCAGACAUUUCAACUAUCUAACAAUGAUGCAUCUCAUCAUGUAGUA